AUUUUUUAAAUCAAGAGUGAAACCUAUGUUAAACAAACCAUGGAGGGUGUUCGGUGUUGUGAUUCGUCCAUGCUGAAUCACAAAAACGAACGAAAAUGACGAAAACCCCCCGCGCAGGAUUCGUUUUUUAUGCAUUAUCCUAGAAGGUAAUUCUGGUAAUAUGGCUGCGAAAAUGGAGUAAUUGAGGAUUUUCGUGUUGGGAGUAACUAUUUAAGGUGUGGAGUGAGAAGGGUUGUUUCUGAAACCGGGAUAUUUCUUUCUGGAUUCCAAAUCCUCCACAAGUUCAAACUUUGAACCCUCCAUGAAAACGUUCACAACGACCUAGGACAAGGAGGUGGAGGAUUCACAGCAUCAUUAGAUAGAAAUAAAACAGAAGGGGAGAAAAACUUGAAUCGCCAUCAGUUUUUGAGUCCACUGAUUUUUUAUUUUCUUUUUCUGAAUCUUGGUGUUGUUGAUCAGGAAGCGUAAUGCUAAUCAGUGGGAAGAGACAAGAGUAGGGGGAAGGAUUUAUGUAAGACGUUGGGGUUACAUUCUGAGGUCUGUUUUGUUUUUUGACCACUCUCUCUCUCUGAGAAAGAGAAAAAAUAUGAAUGUGGUAGGAAAAGUUGGAAGCUUGAUAUCUCAAGGUGUGUACUCAGUUGCAACCCCUUUUCACCCCUUUGGUGGAGCUGUUGAUGUGAUUGUUGUUCAGCAACAAGAUGGGACAUUUCGGAGUACGCCUUGGUAUGUUCGGUUUGGUAAAUUUCAGGGUGUUCUCAAAGGUGCGGAAAAGUAUGUUAAGAUAAAUGUUAAUGGUGUUGAGGCCAAUUUUCAUAUGUGUCUUGACAACUCAGGGGAGGCUUAUUUCUUGAAGGAGGUGGAUGAUGAUAAAGUGAUCGAUUCAAUUGAGGUUGUUCAAGAUUCCAUUGACAAAAAGAAUGGCUAUUUUGGUAAUGUUCAUAGACUUGAUCAUAGCAUCUCGGAUUCUGGGGUUCUGAAGUUGAAAGAACAGUGUGAUUCCUUAGUUGUGCAUGCGCCUCAAAUUCAAAGGUCAGAAUCUGAUGUUGAUAGAAGAUUUUACGAAUUCCCAGAUGAUCGAUCUUCUUUAGAAGAUUCAGUUGAGUUGUCAGAAUACGACUCUAAUUCAUUCGGGAGCCUAGAGGGAGACAAUUUAGCAGAGUCACAGGGUGCACAUCCAGAGAUGGUCUUGGUGAGUGUUGAUGGUCAUAUAUUAAUGGCCCCUAUCUCAGAAACAGAGCAAACUGAGGAGAAUGUGCACUUAAAAACUCCUCAAUUUCACCUGGGACCAGGUGAAGAGACUGACUUAUGUGAAGGCAAUGGAGAGAUUGGUGAAAAUGCUUGGGCUACUGAUUAUAUUAGUCAGCUAGAUGCUCAAACAACUAAUGUCCAUCCUAGAUGUUGUAACAUUAAUGGUGACGAUAAUACUUUUAAGCACUUACACGAAGUUUGUCAAAGAGAGGAGGCACAUAUUAGUCAGACACAGGAAAACUUAGAGAUUAAAAAUCCGGAGGUGAAAACUGAUUCAGAAGUGGCUGCAUCUGGUAUCAAUAGGGAGAAUGUUUUCAAAAGCUGUUUGGAGCUGCAACAUUUUGGUCAGCAGGCUGGAAAUGCUGCCGAUUUACAAGAUACAGGUUCUCCAUUGGGGAUUCAAAAUUCAGCAGAUCAAUCUAAUGGAAGUUGUUUUGUAGUUAAUGAAGAUGAACAAGGGAGGAUUGUGCAACCUAAAAGUGGCGAUGAGUUAUCACCUCCUGGUUGUUGUAUUUCUUCUAAUGGUUAUGGAUAUCCAAAAUCAGAAUUGGAAAUUCAAGAGGUUGAGAAAAAUGCAUCUGGAGAAAUUGAAAAUGAUCCUGGCUAUCGUUCAGUUACUACCGAAACAGAACAGAAUAAUGAACAUGUUGUCAAGUCAGUGACAAAUAAUACGGGAGAUGAGAGUCAACAAGCCCCUUCACUCAAAGAUGUCAGGGUUACAUGUGAGGUAGUCGAACCUCAAACAGAAACUUCAAAUAAAGGGGAUCAAAGCCACUUGGGUUUGGGAUUUGAGAUUUCACUUUGUGGUCAUGAACUUAAGCUGGGGAUGGGUUCAGUAGCUGCUGCUGAAGUGUUUGAAGCACAUCGCAUAUCUUCGGUUGACUUCACAAGUUCUGCUCCUUCAAUAAUUAAAAAUCCAAAUCUUAUUAUCAAGUUUAAAGAGAGGUACAUGACGUGGGAAAAGGCUUCUCCUCUUGUCCUUGGAAUGGCUGUAUAUGGUUUAGAUUUGCCUGUUGAGCCCAAAGAUACGGUUCCUGUGGAACAGGAUCAAGCAUUGAAGUCUAGGGAUAAUGAUCUAGGAUCAUCUUCGGCUGGGCGCAGAUGGAGACUGUGGCCUAUUCCUUUCCGAAAGGUCAAAACAUUUGACCAUACUAAUAGCAAUACAUCAAAUGAGGAGGUGUUUCUUGAUUCUGAGUCUGGAUCUUUUGCAGACCAAACUCCAACAUCCAGUACCCAGGGAUCUCCUGGAAAGCAAUUUCUAAGAACAAAUGUUCCCACUAAUGAGCAGAUAGCAUCCUUAAACCUCAAAGAUGGUCAAAAUUUGGUAACAUUCAGUUUCUCUACAAGGGUUCUCGGUACACAACAGGUUGAUGCUCAUAUCUAUUUAUGGAAGUGGAAUGCAAGAAUUGUUAUUUCAGACGUUGAUGGAACUAUUACCAAGUCUGAUGUUUUGGGGCAGUUCAUGCCUUUAGUUGGCAAAGAUUGGACGCAAUCUGGAGUGGCCAGGCUUUUCUGUGCCAUUAAGGAAAAUGGAUACCAGCUACUUUUUCUGAGUGCCCGUGCCAUUGUCCAGGCAUAUCUAACUAGAAAUUUCUUGUUCAACCUGAAACAGGUAUUUAAAGUUUUCCUGUGCUUUUUAAGUAUUUGUAUCAACAUAUGAUUUGUUUUUUCAACGUUAAGAUUAUGUUGCAUUAACUAAUUAGUUUUUAGUUUUUGUGGAGGAGUAUCAGUCUUGGUUUAAUAUAUCGACUUGACAUUACUUAGCUGCAUAUUUGGCUACUCGAUUAAGAUACCAUUUCAAGGUUGCCACAGAAAAAAGUGGCAUUAAGGUACCAUGGGAUUUAAAAAUGAUGUGGCGGGAGGUGCUAAAAAAUGUAUUUUUGAAGGAAUUUGCAUUAGAAAAAGAAGAUAGCAGUAAAAUCUUCUCUGUGGUAAAGCAAAAUGUUUACACUUGUGAUUAUCGCUCU
Molecule: messenger RNA, 3215 nt
Organism: Vigna umbellata (rice bean)
Lineage: Eukaryota; Viridiplantae; Streptophyta; Magnoliopsida; Fabales; Fabaceae
Source: RefSeq, a predicted model, not a curated record